Messenger RNA from Fonsecaea multimorphosa CBS 102226, 288 nucleotides. RefSeq lists its product as uncharacterized. Lineage: Eukaryota; Fungi; Ascomycota; Eurotiomycetes; Chaetothyriales; Herpotrichiellaceae. The record is from RefSeq and is a predicted model, not a curated record. The transcript is spliced from 2 exons. Bases 1 to 288 code for a protein of 95 amino acids.
AUGCCCAUCAACACCUCCUCCUCAGACGAAGGCGUCACGGGCGCUGCAAAGUUCGUCACCUCUGCCGUCGGUAACACCGUAGGCGGACUGACCCGCACUGUAGGCGGCGUCACCGGAGCCGCUGGCCGCGGGAUCGGCGAAACCAUAACCGGCGCCACUGGCAGUCUGGGGAAACCCGUGGGAGAUGGCCUUGCGAACGCGUUGACGGGUAUCGAGAACGGGGCGAGAAAGGUGGCCCAUGGCGUCGAGGAUGCAGGCCAGUGGAAGAGUGGCGCGAAGCGAUUCUGA